This is a messenger RNA of Pipistrellus kuhlii (Kuhl's pipistrelle), 2132 nucleotides long. RefSeq names its product histone H1.0. The record is from RefSeq and is a predicted model, not a curated record. Bases 294 to 878 code for a protein of 194 amino acids. Gene Ontology annotation, molecular function: nucleosomal DNA binding; structural constituent of chromatin; double-stranded DNA binding. The transcript has a single exon. Gene Ontology annotation, biological process: negative regulation of DNA recombination; chromosome condensation; nucleosome assembly. Lineage: Eukaryota; Metazoa; Chordata; Mammalia; Chiroptera; Vespertilionidae. Gene Ontology annotation, cellular component: nucleosome; nucleus.
GAUGCGCCGCCCGAGCGCCAGACGCGGAGCUGGGAAAAGAGAGGCAGCGGAGGCGGAGGCAGGACCAGAGCCGCAGCCGCCGCGCGCGCAGGGACAGACAGACAGACUGACCGACCGAGCGGCUGGCGGGGCCGAGCCACGCAGAACCGGCGCAGCGAGCUCUGCCUGCGCCCGAGCCCGGUCCCAGUUAACCCGGGUGCGAAAGCAGCCGCUCGUGACGCUCCCCUCGGCCUCCGACGGGGGCCGGCCCUUUUGAAGGCGCCUUCUCCAGCGGCGGGACCGGGCGGCCCACCAUGACCGAGAACUCCACGUCGGCCCCUGCGGCCAAGCCCAAGCGGGCCAAGGCCUCCAAGAAGUCCACGGACCACCCCAAGUACUCGGACAUGAUCGUGGCCGCCAUCCAGGCGGAGAAGAACCGCGCCGGCUCCUCGCGCCAGUCCAUCCAGAAGUACAUCAAGAGCCACUACAAGGUGGGCGAGAACGCCGACUCGCAGAUCAAGUUGUCCAUCAAGCGCCUGGUGACCACCGGGGUCCUCAAGCAGACCAAAGGCGUGGGCGCCUCGGGCUCCUUCCGCCUGGCCAGGGGCGACGAGCCCAAGCGGUCGGUGGCCUUCAAGAAGACCAAGAAGGAGGUCAAGAAGGUGGCCACGCCAAAGAAGGCGGCCAAGCCCAAGAAGGCGGCCGCCAAGGCCCCCAGCAAGAAGCCCAAAGCCACCCCGGUCAAGAAGGCCAAGAAGAAGGCGGCCGCCACGCCCAAGAAAGCCAAAAAGCCCAAGACUGUCAAAGCCAAGCCGGUCAAGGCAUCCAAGCCGAAGAAGGCCAAGCCGGUGAAGCCCAAAGCCAAGUCCAGUGCCAAGCGGGCCGGCAAGAAGAAGUGACAAUGAGGCUUUUCUUGGACACUCCUGCCUGCCUGCCUCCUGUUUUCUGUAAAUACUUUCCUCCUUCCUUCUCUCUUAACGCCUCACCUGCACCCCUCGCCCCUUUCUAUAUUCUGACUUUAUGUGAGACAAUUCGGAUUCCUUAGACAUUAGGGAAUAGUUCCUUUUUCCUUAACCAGUCGUGCAAGGACAGCAAAAAACUAUCUCAUCUCUGUAAUGAUGAGAAUGUACUUAUAUUUUGUUCUGUUAAUUUGUUAUUAAUCUACUUAGGGUUUGGGGAGGGUUUGUGUGUUUUGUUUAGGUGGAUGGCUUGUUCGCUAUGAAGGUAAAUGGAGGAUGGGGGGGGGUUGUUUUGGCUAGUUGAGAGGGAGGGAGCCCAGGAAUGGUAAGGUUUGUAGGAAUUAUCUUUGAGACAAAGUGAGUUUUCUUUUAAGUUGAGCGGCCCUUGUGCGUUUCAGGACCUUGUUGGGAAGCAGGGGGUCGGCAGCCGCUGGACACCGGGUUAGGGAGGUGGGAUAAGCCCUCUCCGGCAGACUGCCACCUCCCGGGCUGAGCAGGGGGGUGGGGAUGGGGGUCCAAGUCCAGUUUCCUUCACUUGUGUGAGUCUGUCCCGGGGCUUCCUAUUGUCCUGGGGGGGGGGGGGGGUGACAGCUGGUCUGAGAAGCUGUGGCUUCUCAGCUGGAAACUAGCCAUGGGGGGGGGGGGGGGUCUUUGUGGCUUCGGAAAGCCUGUUGUUCGAUGGAAACUUUGGGGUAAGGGUGGGGAGUCAGUCAGCCAAGUGCCUCAGUGUGCCCUGUCGAAACCUGGGUUUUUCCACACAAUUGGAUUGUGUUCCCGGUGUUUUGGUUCCUCCUGUACCAGAGGUGGCUUGGUGGUCUGGUGAGUCUCCAGCCCUGCCAGCGCCACACACGUCCGACCUCGUUGUUUCCGAGUCUUUUCUAGGUAGUGGGGGGCGGGGGCGGGGAGUGGACAGUAAGACAUACCGCAGUGACUUUGAAUCGCUCAGUAGUUCACAAGCUAGUCCGUGUCUGUGUAAAUGUGUACAUACCUCCUUAGGCUAGCGCUUAGGUCCACCGGGAGCGGGAGAAAAAACCUGUACAGUCUCUCAAAAUAGGAAAAGGCGCAGUUCGCGUCCUAUUCCCCCCCCCCACCUUUUGUAAAAAAACAAAACAAAAACCCACAAGUGUUAUUUGUGCCGGGAAGAAUUGCUGUCUUUGUAAUUUUGAAACUUUAAAAUAAAAAUUUGGAAAAGGA